This is a messenger RNA of Thyridium curvatum, 897 nucleotides long. RefSeq lists its product as uncharacterized. The coding region runs from base 1 to 897 and encodes 298 amino acids. The record is from RefSeq and is a predicted model, not a curated record. The transcript has 3 exons. Lineage: Eukaryota; Fungi; Ascomycota; Sordariomycetes; Thyridiales; Thyridiaceae.
AUGGAUACCUCUAGCACUUCGACUGUCUGGGAAACUAUCACCCCCGUCACCCUGACGUCGACUAGCCUAAGCACCCAGGUAGAUACCUUGCUCACCACUGCCACGGCGUCUACGACUCUCUUCGUUCAGACCAAGACCGUUACCGCCACUGUCACCGCUGCGCCGAUCCUCCAAAAGCGCGGUACCGAGGCCACUCUCGACAUUACCGAUCUUGUCAUCCGCACUGCUCCCCAGGAGAAGCGUCAGGUCACCGUCGCGGCCUUGGUACAGCCCACAUAUGCCACCGCCUGUAGCACCCUGGGUGCCUACGCCUCAGCCUGCUCUUGCAUUGGCGUCACAGCGACCACCAUCACUGCCGAGACUCCCACUAUCGUCGUGACUUCCACCUCGACUGCCACCGGUCAGGCCACCAUCGGUUCGGUUCAGACUGUUACGACUACGAUCUCCCAGACUAUCACGGAGACCGCGUCUCAGACCUCCAUCAUUGCCGCCGCGGCGACUGUCUACCCUAUUCCCUCCCUCUUCAAGCUCAAGAUGGUCGGUGCCGGCCAAGAUGGCAAGUACCUCGCCUCCGGCAACCCUGUCACCGUGCAGAGCGCCAGUACCGCCUACGUCUUCAAGCUUGAUGGCACAAAGUGGAUCCGCAGUACCGACAGCCUCGUUGCCAACACCGGCCGCAACCCUACGUCUAGCGUGUAUUUCGACACCGUUCCCGCGACCCUAACCUCGGCCUGGAACCCGCUCUCUUGUGGUAUCUCGGCUACCACCCUCGAGUUCACCUGCACUACCCCCCAGCAGACCUCCUUCCAGUACUGUUCUCUCAACAAGCAGUUCAUCAUCGCGAGCUCUGCCAUCUUGGGAUGUGAGUCGGUCAAGCUUAUUGCCAUCAAGGCCUAA